AAGAUGGAUGGACAUCAAGAACAGAGUACUAACGGAGUGGAAAGAGAAGGAAACAGGGGAGGCAUCAACAAGUUUGCUUGUGCUUGUGCCAUCAUAGCUUCCAUAAUCUCCAUCUUGAUGGGAUACGAUACCGGAGUGAUGAGCGGCGCCAUGCUGUUCAUGAAAGAAGACCUGAAGAUCAAGGACGGCCAGGUGGAAGUGCUCGCCGGAAUCAUGAACAUCUGUGCGUUGGUCGGAUCGCUCACCGCUGGCCGGCUCUCCGAUUGGCUCGGCCGCCGUUGCACCAUCGUCGUCGCUUCGGUUAUCUUCUUAAUCGGCUCGGUGCUGAUGGGGAUCGGACUGAACUUCGCGAUGCUCUUCUGCGGCCGCUGCGUGGCCGGCGUGGGCGUCGGAUACGCGCUCAUGGUCGCCCCGGUCUACUCCGCCGAGAUCUCCUCGCCAGCCACCCGCGGCUUCCUUACCUCGCUCCCGGAGAUCUGUAUCAGCUUCGGCAUCCUCCUCGGUUACGUCUCCAACUACUUCCUCUCGGAGCUGCCUCUCAAGGUCGGGUGGAGGGUGAUGCUGGGCGUCGCGGCCGUCCCCUCCGCUGCUCUGGGGCUCGGCGUCCUCGCCAUGCCGGAGUCGCCCCGGUGGCUCGUCAUGCAGGGCCGCGUGAGGGAAGCCAAGGCCGUCCUGCUUCGCGUCUCCAAUACCCCAGCGGAGGCCGAGCUAAGGCUCGGCGAGAUCAAAGCCGCCGCCGGGAUCAUGGCUACCGGCGACGACGAAGACGUCAAGCCGCCGCCUGGAGGGUGGAACCUGGGGGAGGGCGUGUGGAAGGAGCUGCUCCUCCGGCCGAGGCCGCACGUGCGCCGCAUCCUGGCGGCCGCCCUGGGGAUCCACUUCUUCGAGCACGCCACCGGGAUCGAGGCCGUGGUGCUCUACUCGCCGAGGAUCUUCAAGAAGGCCGGCGUCGAGGGGCGGCGCAGGCUCCUCCUCGUCACCAUGGGGAUGGGCGUCACCAAGGCGGCCUUCAUCCUGGUGGCCACGUGUCUGAUCGACAAAGUAGGGCGGCGGCCGUUGCUGCUGAGCAGCGUCGGAGGGAUGGUGCUCUGCCUCCUGGGACUGGGUUCCGGCCUCACGGCGGUGGAGCACGGCGAGGCGGCGAACCGGCCGUGGGCGGUAGGGCUGUGCAUCUCCUCCGUGUUCCUCUACGUGGCGUCGUUCUCCGCCGGCAUGGGGCCGGUGACGUGGGUGUACAGCUCGGAGAUCUUCCCGCUGAGGCUGAGGGCCCAGGGAGCGAGCCUGGGGGUGGCUGUGAACAGGAUGAUGAACGGGGUGGUGUCCAUGACCUUCAUUUCGCUCUACAAGGCCAUCACCAUCGGAGGGGCCUUCUUCAUGUUCGCGGGCAUCGCCGUCGUCGCGUGGCUCUUCUUCUUCUUCUUCUGCCCGGAGACGAAGGGCAGGUCGCUGGAGGAGACGGAGGCGGCGUUCGGCGAAAAAGGAGGAAGGAACAAUAAUAAUUAAUCAGCCUGCAAAUUAAUGUACUUAAUGCAAUUAAUUAAGGGUCCAAGGCCUACUUAGUAGGAGAUAAAAGAGUGACUAAUUAAGCCUAUUUAUUUCCUUGGGAGCUCAUAGUUUCGAAA
This is a messenger RNA of Zingiber officinale, 1622 nucleotides long. RefSeq names its product probable polyol transporter 6. NCBI's taxonomy places the organism in Eukaryota, Viridiplantae, Streptophyta, Magnoliopsida, Zingiberales, Zingiberaceae. The transcript is spliced from 2 exons. Gene Ontology annotation, biological process: transmembrane transport. Gene Ontology annotation, molecular function: carbohydrate transmembrane transporter activity. Bases 4 to 1503 code for a protein of 499 amino acids. The record is from RefSeq and is a predicted model, not a curated record. Gene Ontology annotation, cellular component: membrane.